AUGCUCUCACGCUUUCAUGGGGUAUUCGUUUUGUGUAUCGUCACGGUAGCCGGCACGUCGUAUCCGUCGACGGUGGGGCGAUGCGUCGGUGUGCUGCUCACCUUGCCGGCGAUCACGCAUCAAUGGUCAUUCUGGGGACCUCUGCACUUCUGGUCGAGCCGUGCGGCGGAUCGACCUGCGUCCCACGAGCUGCGUCCGGAGCCGCCGGAUAUGACCGGAUUUUCGCCGAGGGUGUUAAACUUCUUCCCCGUUCCGGUCGAGGAGGAGUGCCUGUCCGAGGACAAACGACGUCAAGGGAUAUGCAUGAACACAUACGAGUGCCGUAUCCAGCACGGAGUGUCCCACGGACCGUGCGCGCUCGGAUUCGGUGUGUGCUGCAUAUUCACGGCAAGCUGCGACAAUGAGGUGCAAAAUAAUCUAACCUACGUGACCAGUCCUGGUUUUCCCAACCUCAUCGACCGGCCUAUGAACUGCUCGGUGCUUGUACGGAAGAUCGAUACGGAGGUCAGCCAGCUGAGGAUCGACUUUGUCCAUUUCAACAUUGGUCAACCGAAUGCGAUGACCGGUGUGUGCGACGAGGAUGUCAUGGAGAUUAACAACGGCAGGACGUCCUUCGAAUUGUGCGGGUGGAACAGCGGGCAGCACGUAUACGUGGACGUGAACGAAGGCGACGAGCCGAUCAGCCUGAACUUCCGGCUGCCGGGCGGACUGCAGUCACGAAUGUGGGAGAUGCGCGUGCUGCAGCUGGGUUUCGAGCAGCGUGCACCGGUCGGCUGCCUCCAAUACUUUCGCUCACCGAACGGCACGCUGAGGACAUUCAAUUAUCUGCCGAACGGCAGAUACCUCGCCGAGCACGAUUACUUAUUGUGCGUGCGUCAGGAGCGGGACAUGUGCGGUAUCGCUUAUCAACCGUGCACGCGAGACUCUUUUCGGAUAGGACUCGGCUCGCCGGAAACGUUGAACGCCGCGAACGUGGCCACCGGAAACGCGUCCGCCACGCCUGUCAGCCCGAGCAUCGCCCCCGAAGCUGGAUUCGCGAACAAUUCCGACGCGGACGUCGCCGAGGGUUCGGGCGCGGGAUCGCCCGAGACGGAGACGACGGCCCUCUCCGGCGCUUCGAGCCCGGCCCCGCCGUCGGUCGGCGGCCGGUGUCGCGACAGGAUACUCAUCCCCUGCGACUUCGAGGAGUUCAUCACGCCCGGAAAUAACAUGGCCGGUAUCUGCAAUCUGGAGCAUUGCGGCAAUUCGUUGUGCAGCCGGGACGAGCUCGACGCCGAGGGUAACUGUCGAGUGGAGACUUGGUCGACGCCCUUCCGCAUCAGGGUGGCAUUCGGACCCGGUGGCAACACCGGCAGCGGCACCAUCGAGGACAACGCCGGCAUGUGUCUCAUGUACCAGCAGUUGCCCUGCGUCGCUUGAACGCGCGAUUGUAUCGUGUUCUCUUCGCGAGGCGAGAGACGUCGUAGACGAUCGGACGACGAAGAGGACCCUCCCUGCCGAGAGAUCGGACGAUUCCCCUCUCGCCGGUCGCGUUGGGUACCGUUUUUCAGAAAUUAUCGCGCGCGAGACACACAUCCAUCGCAUUACGGCUUCGCGUAUCUCUCAUGUUUCGCGAUUCUGCAUCUGGUAGCGUCUGGUGAGAAAGCGAUUUGGAUUUGAAGAAAUGAAUGUAAAACAAUACGUAGAGACGGAUAAGGUGGGAUACUCCGGGGCAUCGCGCGAGAAUCGAUUAACAACGCUACGAGAGUCCGAGUCGUACAAAUAGUUUUUUUCUUCGCAAAUUAUCAUCGCGCGAAAUCGAGGCUGAAUGUAUUCAUCUCGUUAUGGCUUCAAUAUAUUCCGCAAUUCUCUCUGCGUCUACAAGCUCUCGCGUGAGGAAGCAAUAUAGAUUUAUGAGAAAUUGUUAUAAGACAAUACGUGCACGGAAGAAAAAAGAAUUCUAGAUUCAAGUGUAAAUAAUUACUCCAAUGUUUCUUAAGAAAUUUUUACUUGAUCACACGUGUAAGUAAUAUUUGCUCGAUCCAGAUAAAAUAUUUUCCAAAUGAAGUAUUUACUUGAUCAAAAUUAAAUUUCCUCAAUCCAAGUAAAGAUUUGUUAAAGAGAAAAUUGUAAUAAUUAUUUAUAUACUUGAAUCCAGCACUUCUUUUUUCUGCACAGAGACGAGUGGGAUGGGGGAUAUUUUGGGGUAUCGCGCGAGAAUCAAUUAACAACGCGACGAGUCAAAGAGUCAAAUAGUUUUUUUUUAUUUACAAAUGAACUAGCUUAUAUAUAUAAAUCGUAAACGCAGCGCACAACUCUCGAUACAGUGAUAGAUAUAUAAUUCGCCUUUGUGUCCCGCUUCUUGUAUUUUUCUUGUAUUUAUUUCUUAAUUUUAUAUUUUUUUUCUUAAUUCUUCUGGUCGAUUACUCGUCACGAUCAUCGGCUACGAUACGCAGUGUAGUUUAAUCACGGGGCAUCAUCAUCGGUUUUCUCCGUCGAAAUCCCUCAAACGUGAGAUCAGCGGCGAUACGUUUAUCUAAUAAUAUGUAUAAUACGUAACGGUGGCUUUCGCUGCGGAAGGCGCCGACGACAAUCACGGCAAUCGUAGCGAUAACGAUAUAUAAUGACGUUAUAAGAAUAAAUUAUAAUAAUAUGUUAAUGCAAUAAUAUGUCGACGAUGACAACAUCAUUUUGAAUUGCUCUCCUAGAAGAAAGUCCGCACUCUCGUCGUCGUCGUCUCGUACGAGUCAAGAUACUCGCGGUUAGUCUUGCUUUUGUCUCAUUCAGCUUCUCGUACGUAUCUAUAUGCGUGUCGUGUGAUAUACAAUGAAAUAAUCAUAGUUACGAUAACGAUACGAAUAUAAUUCGCAAUGAUAACAAUAACAACGAGAUUUUCGCGGCGAUAAAUUCGGAGACAAUUCAAUGUACCGCAAUGCGGUAAGCGGCGGUUUAUUUCUCGAUGUCGUCGUCGUCGGCGGCAACGUCGCUGUUUUCUCGUACAAUUCGAAAAUCAUACUAUCUACGAAGUCAAAAGGACCGUUAAGUAGCGUAAGAGAGGGCGGUUAUGAUCGCGACGAACGUGUAGAUGCGAUUGUAUGAUUGCGCGUGUCUCUGUGUACGGUCACUUGGUGCGGCACACGUUUCUGCCCUAAUACUUUACCGAUGCAACUUCGGAUGUCCGCGGGCUGUUCAAUCCGCAGUCCCGAGGCCACAUAUCCCCCCCC
Molecule: messenger RNA, 3203 nt
Organism: Dinoponera quadriceps
Lineage: Eukaryota; Metazoa; Arthropoda; Insecta; Hymenoptera; Formicidae
Exons: 6
Coding region: 1-1419 (472 amino acids)
Source: RefSeq, a predicted model, not a curated record